CAUCAUUCUUCAAGACAUCGUAACGACCAUGGAGUUCUAUCCAAAGUUCGUAAUCCUCCUCCUGGCUAUACUAGGAAUCGCAGGAAUAUCCAUUCGGCGCUUCGUUAUCCGCCGUCAGUUUGCACGCCGCCACGGCUGCCAACCAGUCGCGAAAUCUGCCAGCAAGGAUCCUUUCUUGGGCCUGGAUACCCUCCCCGAGACAAUCCGUGCGAUCAGACAGCAUCGGAUUCUUGAGAGAAAUUGUAGGCUUUUUGGCAUAUAUGGCAACACCUUCAGAGUCAAGGAGCUGCAUCAAAAUGCAAUCGUGACGAUCGAGCCUGAAAAUAUCAAGACAAUUUUAUCCCUGAACUUCAAGGACUAUAGCCUCAGACACCGUUUCGAGCCAUUAAAGCCGCUAUUGGGAGAAGGCAUCUUCAAUACCGAUGGCGAACACUGGGCCGCAUCGCGCGCGCUGAUCCGGCCGAGCUUUGCCCGUGAACAAGUAGCCGAUCUGAGCUUGCUAGAGAACUUGAUGAAGGAUUUGUUGGUGUUGCUUCCGCGCAAUGGUACCACGGUGGACUUACAGGCACUGUUCUUCCGCUAUACGAUUGAUUCCGCGACGGAGUUCUUGUUCGGCCAGUCUGUUGGCGCGUUGAAGAAGAGCCAGUCGGAGCUCGCUUUCGCAGAGGCCUUCCACUAUGCCCAGAAAGCUAUUCCUAUACGGGGCAUGCUAGGUCCGUUGAAUGCGGUUUACCGUGAUCGAAAGGCUGACGAGUGUAAUCGCAUCUGUCGGGACUUUGUACAGCAGUUUGUCGACGAGGCUGUCCAUGCCGCUGAGGUGAGGAAAGAGCGCAUAGAAACCAGAACCACAGAGAUGAAGCGGAAAUACAUUUUCUCGCAUGAGCUGGCGUCGCGCACGUCCGAUAAGCGGCGUAUGGUGGAUGAGUUGAUCAGCGUGCUCCUAGCCGGGCGGGAUACAACAGCCAGUUUACUCGGGAACCUGUUCUUCAUGUUAGCGAAGAACCCGGCGAUUUGGAAGAAGCUGCGUGCCGAAGUUGAUGUCUUGCAGAAUCGGCCACCGACAUAUGAGGAGCUUCGGGGCCUGAAGUAUAUUCAGUGUUGUGUAAAUGAAUGUAUGGGCUCCUACCCGGUUCCUCUGGUUUCUUUCACUAACUUCAAACCCUCAGCCCUCCGUCUUCACCCCGUCGUGCCCCGUAAUCAACGCGAGGCGAUGCAAGACACAGUGCUCCCACUGGGCGGAGGUGAAGACGGGCUCUCGCCUGUAUUUGUCCCGAAAGGAACCCUAGUCUGCUACGAUCUCUACGCCAUGCAUCGCCGAGCCGACUUCUACGGGCCAGAUGCCGAAGAAUUUCGCCCAGAGCGCUGGGAAGAUGGUAAACUGCAGCCACGCUGGGAAUAUUUGCCGUUCAAUGGUGGGCCACGGAUUUGUCUUGGUCAGCGCUAUGCCUUGACCGAAGUGAGCUACGUUCUUGUCCGGAUGGUGCAGGAGUUCCGCGAGCUAGAGAGUCGGGAUCCGGGACCCUGGGAGGAAGGUCUAGCUUUGACGCUUUGUUCGAGAAAUGGGACUAAAGUUGGGCUUAUUCCAUGACUACAUGUACAUGACCUCUCUUGCUUUGUAAUAAUCCUACCUCUAGCAGUGCUAGAAAUGCAUUAUACAUUAAAAAUUGAUACAUAAGCUUACGGAAUACCUUAAGCAGAUGAACCAAAGGCCCGGUUCUGCGUUAGAAUCUUGCAAAUUAAGCCAGCCUGGACAGGGUGAAA
This is a messenger RNA of Aspergillus pseudonomiae, 1761 nucleotides long. RefSeq names its product cytochrome P450. NCBI's taxonomy places the organism in Eukaryota, Fungi, Ascomycota, Eurotiomycetes, Eurotiales, Aspergillaceae. The record is from RefSeq and is a predicted model, not a curated record. Gene Ontology annotation, molecular function: heme binding; oxidoreductase activity, acting on paired donors, with incorporation or reduction of molecular oxygen, reduced flavin or flavoprotein as one donor, and incorporation of one atom of oxygen; iron ion binding. The transcript has a single exon. Bases 29 to 1588 code for a protein of 519 amino acids.